ACUUGACUGAAGCUUGUGUCCGUGUGUGUUUGCGGGAGCGUGUGUGCACGUUUGAACGCGUGUGUUUGUGUGUGUGCGUCCGAAAAGUUCCUGCAGGGGAGUGGAGAGUGGAGUAAUUCCAGCUCUCUUUAAAACAACUUCUCAGCACGGAUUCCGUCCUGGAGUUUGGCACCGGAGUGUCCGAUCUUUGCUUUGUCCCGGGACACUGACGCGGAGUUUCUGCAUCCCACACAGUGACAGAAACCGAGAUAUAGUGUUGCAGGGAUUUAUUUUUCGAAGCCAAGGAACCACGAAGGGAUCGAAGAGGCUCUAGUCUGGAAAGUCUGGAAAAGUUCUGAGUUUCUGAUUGUGAUGGUCUUUCUGUUCAUGUAAGCUGAUCCUGGCCCUUUGGGCGGUCUGACUAUGUUCUGUGAAUUGUGUGUGGGACCUUCAGAGUGUCGGGGAGUUAACGACUUUGUGAGAGGGCAGGCGAAAGAAGUGGCUUAAUUGAGUUGGCGACAGCAGGUCACUGAGCAGUGACUGCAUGUAGCCUUCUCCCUCAUCAGAUGUUCGGUGAUGUUUAACGCGAUGCGUGAUUGAUCAUUACCUUCUAAUGCUGCGAGGAAGCCUGGAAACGGCGACCACCGGCUGCGCACGCUGUGCGCACCGUGCACAAACUCACGGUCUUGUGCGUCGAGUGUAAAUCGAUGUGGCAUCUCCCGAGAAGCGGACGGGACCGACGGGACUCAUCCGAAACUGUUUAGGUUAUCGUAUGUUCAAGUCGAGACGCCCAGGUCUUGUACGGCGACUCUGGAGAAGCCGUGUGGUCACCGAGAGCGACGGGCGGGAUGGAAGCAGACGAGGUGAAGGAGAGCGGAACGGUGAGUGGGGCAGACACUCGGGAAAGCUCCACAGACACGAGCAGCGGUCGAUGACACACACCGACACGGCUCCGGGACUCACGGGGGAGGCUGGAGACCUGACAGAGGGCGCGGAGAGAGAGGACGAGGAACAGCCCGACGAUGACCGGGGUGCCAUGUGCGUCCCGGAGCACAGGGGCUCUCGGCGAGGACAGGAGAGCGACAGCAGGACGGUGACGUGUUGUUUGUUUGGGGAAUGGGAUUUCAGACCUCGGAGCUCUUACUGGGCCGCGAGAAAAGACGGAGCUGGCCCCUGUCAGUGCGCACCGAGGCGUGGGGUGCUGGAGGAGGACCUUGCGAGCACCGCUCACGCUUUUUUGAAGAGACUCAAGGAGAGAUCUUUGGACGCCUUGGUGAAGGCUGUGGAGACCAAAGGAGGGAUACCCGGCGAGUGCGUUAUGGUGCCGAAUACUGAGCUGCGGCUCGGUGCUCAUCACAUCUCUCCAUACUAUCUCCUUUGUAAGCUGUUCCGCUGGGGCGACCUGCCGCUCUCAGCGCGACUCAAACCGCUGUGCCACUGCCAGAGCUUCGGUGCUGUGGACAGCGCAAAGGUGUGCUGCAAUCCUCAUCACUACAGCCGCUUAUGUGGGCCAGAAUCGCCUCCACCUCCAUACUCUCUGUCCCGUUCAGAUGAACACAAGCCACUGGACUCAUCUCUGUCUUACACUGAAACUGCGCCACCCCUCUUCUCCAAUCCGCCUCUCAAUAUGCCAAGAGACUACACAGACACUGGUACCUCCAUCGGCUCGGUGACCUCUGGUGGACAUCGCUCUCACUGGUGUAGUGUUGCUUACUGGGAGCAGCGCACACGCGUGGGUCGCCUUUAUCCAGCCUACGAGCCCUCACUCAGCAUCUUCUAUGACCUACCUCAGGGCACUGGCCUCUGUCUUAGCCAACUCCAAGCCAACGCCUACCAUAGCCGGCGUGAUGACCCAGGCAGCCACAGCUUGUUAGGUCUUCACGGACAUCACAGGCACGGAGGGAGCAGCAGCAGCAGUGUGCAGCAGAUACGCAGUAAAAUUGGUUUCGGCAUCGUUCUGAGUCGCGAGCUGGACGGAGUUUGGGUGUACAAUCGCAGCCAGCACCCGGUGUUUGUUCACUCGCCCACUCUGGACCCGCCCAGUGCUCGAGGACUAAACGUGAAGAGGGUGAUGCCGGGCUUUUCUCUCAAGGUGUUCGAUUAUGAGUGCUCCAGCUGGAUGGCAGAGCACAGCGUAAAGCCCGAGAGCCAGGAGGGGCCCUGGGACCCCCACAGUGUUCGCAUCAGUUUUGCAAAAGGAUGGGGCCCCUGCUACUCCAGACAGUUCAUCACUUCCUGCCCCUGCUGGCUGGAGGUGCUGCUCAAUAACCACAGAUAGCACGCGCACACACGCUCAUAGACUCACAGGAAGCGUCCUGAUCCAGUAUCCUAAUUGUAAUCUACCUAGAUUUAAUAUAAAAUUUAUAUAUUAUAUAAAAUAUAUUAUACUUGUAAAUACUUGAGUCAUUUUUACAAUGCAAUUAUUUAUGUAUAGUGUAAUGUGUACAUGAACAAAAUAAAAAGGAACAAGAAUAUGCACUUUUGCCUCUAUAUAUGCAUUACAGAUUCUCAGCGUCGUUUCGCAAACAUAAAUAUGAAACUCUCAUGAUUUAGCAAUUCCAUUGAAAAGUAUGCCACACACACAUUGUCAAUAAAGUCUUUGUAUGAAGUGAA
Neolamprologus brichardi is the source of this 2592-nucleotide messenger RNA. RefSeq names its product SMAD family member 6-like. Gene Ontology annotation, cellular component: heteromeric SMAD protein complex. Gene Ontology annotation, biological process: SMAD protein signal transduction; cell differentiation; anatomical structure morphogenesis. Lineage: Eukaryota; Metazoa; Chordata; Actinopteri; Cichliformes; Cichlidae. Gene Ontology annotation, molecular function: transcription regulator inhibitor activity; I-SMAD binding. The record is from RefSeq and is a predicted model, not a curated record.